AGCCCCCGCGUCCCUCCCACUGAACUGCGGGACUGAGCCAAGCGGGCCAGGCUUUGCUGGCGACGCUGCCCGCCGCCAGGCUGGCAAGGGCCGCGGGCGCCGCGCUCGGGGCUCCAGAAGCCGCCGAUGGGAAGCGGCGCUCAAAAGGGCGAGAGACGACGCCGCGGCCACCGAUAACGCCGCGGCCACCAUGGGGAACAAGCAGACCAUCUUCACUGAAGAGCAGCUGGACAACUACCAGGACUGCACUUUCUUCAAUAAAAAGGACAUCCUCAAGAGUCUGAAACUUAACUGCCUGCAGGGUCCAACCUGCACCGUGAGCAAAGGAAGAGGGCCAGUCUCUGGAUCAUUUCUGAGGAAAUAGCUGCUCCAAGCCCCAGCAGGACCAGCAAACAGAUGCUCCACGCACGGUUCUAUGAGCUGGCCCCCAACCUUGUCCCGAUGGACUACAGGAAGAGUCCCAUCGUCCACGUGCCCAUGAGCCUCAUCAUCCAGAUGCCGGAGCUCCGGGAGAAUCCCUUCAAGGAGAGGAUCGUGGAGGCUUUCUCUGAGGAUGGCGAAGGGAAUCUCACCUUCAACGACUUUGUGGACAUGUUCUCUGUGCUCUGUGAGUCGGCACCCCGAGAGCUCAAGGCAAAUUAUGCCUUCAAGAUCUAUGACUUCAACACGGAUAAUUUCAUCUGUAAAGAAGACCUAGAGCGGACGCUGGCCCGGCUCACUAAGUCAGAGCUGGAUGAGGAUGAGGUAGUGCUUGUAUGUGACAAAGUCAUCGAGGAAGCUGACCUGGAUGGUGACGGCAAGCUGGGCUUUGCUGACUUUGAGGACAUGAUCGCCAAGGCCCCGGAUUUUCUCAGCACUUUCCACAUCCGCAUCUGAGGACACUACCAAGGCCGCAGGGGCUGAGACGUCUGCCCUCUGACCUGCUGUCUCCGCAGGUAUGGUUUUCAAUGCUUCACCAAAGGAGCUGUAGCCUCUGGAGUUCUCACCCAUGGACAUUUCCUGUGGCCCUCUCAAGCAAAAACAAAAACCAAAAACCAACCAACCAAACAAACAAAAAAAAAAACAAAUAAAAAACUUAACAGAAAUGAGGUUGUGAAGAGCAGGACCCUUCGCAGGGCCCCAGUGGUUCACCCACAAGAUCAACGGUCCCCCUAGGGGCCCCCUCAGCCGCCCCCUCGCCCAGUCCUUUUCUCACCUAGCAGGAGUGGGGCUGGAUUGUCCACAUGCUGGACAGACACCCAGUCACCCAGGGCUAAGUGCAAAAAACAAAAGAAACAAAACAAACAGAGCCUGGGGGUUUAACAAGCUAUGCAAUCUUUUACUAAAGCCAAGGCUGGGCUGUCCCCCCCCCCCCCUCUCCCUGUCCCUGUCCUUUCUCAGUGUGAAGCUGUAUAAGCAGUGGGUCCAAAGGGCUCUGCCCCUGUGUCCUGAACACUACCCUGCCCACCCUUCCCAACGACAUGGUGUCACUGGGGUGUGCUGACCUCAGGUUUGUGAAUGCCUAGGAAUAAAACACUUUUGUGUCCUGCA
This is a messenger RNA of Alexandromys fortis (reed vole), 1530 nucleotides long. RefSeq names its product calcium and integrin binding family member 2 (gene Cib2). The record is from RefSeq and is a predicted model, not a curated record. Lineage: Eukaryota; Metazoa; Chordata; Mammalia; Rodentia; Cricetidae. Gene Ontology annotation, cellular component: cytoplasm; stereocilium; cell periphery. Gene Ontology annotation, molecular function: magnesium ion binding; calcium ion binding. The transcript has 7 exons. Gene Ontology annotation, biological process: calcium ion homeostasis. Bases 397 to 876 code for a protein of 159 amino acids.